Molecule: messenger RNA, 1528 nt
Organism: Sitodiplosis mosellana (orange wheat blossom midge)
Lineage: Eukaryota; Metazoa; Arthropoda; Insecta; Diptera; Cecidomyiidae
Product: putative serine protease K12H4.7
Exons: 6
Coding region: 11-1498 (495 amino acids)
Biological process (GO): proteolysis
Molecular function (GO): serine-type exopeptidase activity; dipeptidyl-peptidase activity
Source: RefSeq, a predicted model, not a curated record
AGUGAAAAAAAUGUUCAAACUAUCAGCCCUCUCAUUGGCUCUGUCGUAUUUGGCAGUAAAUUUAUCGAAAGUGGAAGCUGUUACGAGUGCUUUAAAAAGACAAACGUUGAUAUUUCAUGAACCACCGGUUGAAAGUAACUUGGAAAGAGCCGAUCAAGUAACAGAGCACUAUAUUACGCAGCGUCUUGACAAUUUCGAUCAUCAAAAUGAACGCACGUUUGAAAUGCGAUACUUAAAAAGUGAUGUUCAUUUCAAAAGUGGAGGACCAGUUUUUAUAAUGAUCGGUGGAGAGUGGCAAAUCAGUCCGGGUCAUAUUUUGCCUGGCCAGCACAUUUAUGAUAUGGCCAAAGAGAAUAAUGGUCUGCUCAUUUAUACUGAACAUCGAUUCUAUGGCAGAACCAGACCAACGAACACAACUUCAACAGAAAAUCUCAAGUAUCUAACCGUUGAACAAUCGUUGGCGGAUUUGGCUCAUUUCGUACGAAAAAUCACAUCCGAUAAAGAAUUGAAUGCGACUGGUGGCGUGAUUGUGGUGGGUGGUUCAUACUCAGCGACAAUGGCAGCCUGGUUUCGCCAGAAAUAUCCACAUUUGGUGAAAGGUGCAUGGGCUUCAAGUGCUCCACUACAGGCAAAAUUGAAUUACUUUGAGUAUACUGAAACUGUUGGAAAGUCGAUUCGAAAAAUUGGAGGCGAUGAGUGCUACAACAACAUCGAAGGGAUUUUCGAAUCGAUUGAAGGCCUUAUUGAUAGCGAAGAUUCGGAUACGAUGGAGAAUUUGUUCGAAAUUUGCGAUGAUUUUGAUAUAAAAAAUAUUCUGGAUGUUUGGAAUUUUAUUUCAUCGGUGAAGAAUAUUUUUUCGGGUUUUGUUCAGGGAUAUAGACCAGGUUUGAUCGAAUACUACUGCAAAGUGUUUGCCACCGAAAAUUCGAAUGCAACAAAUGAUAUUGAAAGUCACGAACUUUAUCCAUUUGCACAAUUAUUCCAACGAAUUUUCCUGCCACCAAGUGAAAAGUGCGUUUCGAUGAACUACGAAGGCGAUCUCAAAGAACUGAAAAAAGACAAUACUUCACUGGCUUUUGCAUUUCGGCCAUGGUUUUAUCAAACUUGCUCGGAAUUCGGAUGGUAUCAAACGACAGAUUCGGAAAACCAACCAUUCGGCUCAAAAUCACCGGUCGAAUUUUAUCUAAGACUUUGCCAAGAUAUUUUCGGCGAUGUAUUCAAAAAUUCAACAUUCGAGAACAACAUCAAUCAUACCAACGAUAUGUAUGGUGGCUUUGAUCCGGCUGUAACAAAUGUGUACUUUACACAUGGUUCGCUUGACCCAUGGCAUCGAAUGGGGGUUUUAAAAGAUUUGAAUGAACAUUCCCCAAGCACCGUUAUUCCAGGUAUUUCACAUUGUCGAGACAUGGGCUCAAUAAAUUAUAGCUUAGACUCGAAACCUUUGAUCAGUUCUAAAGUGAACAUUCAAAAUCUGGUGAAGAAAUGGUUGAAGUAUUAAAAAUGAGACCAUUUAGACAUUUCCACUUGA